UUCCCGCGCUGUGACAGUCCUGAGAUUGAGGGAUUUAUGCGUUUUUACGAGUGAUUCCGGGCUGUCAUACUAUGGUAAUUGUUUCAUAAUACGUCCAUCGCUGUAGGGGGAUGCGCUGGUUUGCACCAACCAAGCUGAAGUUCCACUAGUUGAAGCGUUGGUGGGAAGAUAAAGCUUGUGUACAUAGGAUACCUCAUGACCUAUGCAGGACUGGAGGAAAGGGGGGAUCGGAUUCUUGCAUCCAGAGACUGGAGGAACACAUCCACUGAUCUCCGGUCGAUUUGAACGGUCUGCCAACUGAAAUAAAGAGACCUUGGGCAGAUCUAUACAUAAACUGGUACCAGCCGCACCACUGGCAGCGGGCAAGGGGAUUCGUGCCUCUCUCCUCCGCUUCCCCAGUGCGCAUGGAUGAAAGUCACAGUUAAAAUGCAUGCGGCAAGUCUUGUCUGAUGUGGGAUUACCGCGUAAUCAUUCGCUCCCUUUUCUUUACCAUGUUCGAACUUUGGUUUUGGCUCUUUUUCCGAGAUGACACUGCUAAUUUCAGUCGCCGCUGGAAGAAUACAGGAGCCCUUUUUGCCGCGCUGGCUGUCACGUUAUUUGCGUGAAUGAGACUGUAUGUGCUCUUCGAUGCCUGGUUUAUGGAGCUAAACACCGAGGAGACUUGACUUUAAGGAUUUUUUUUUACAGCCCACCGACAGGCGGACGGUGAAAUCACGAAAUCCAUGUUUUCACUGAGGUUGGAGGAAAAAGAAGGGGCACAGCCGUGAUUGUCGGGAUGCUUUGGCGUUUACCGGGAACAGCACGGAUCGUUUUAAUCAUAGCAGGCGAAUAGAUUCCCCGUCCUCAUGUUGUUUGGACGGAGCUGGAGAGAAGGGAUCCGACAGUUUCCCCACUGUUGCCAAGUCGUGGGGUAUGUGGGAUGACACCUCAUACUGGUACCGCACUUGAGUGAGCUGGGGCAUCCUCUCCCAGGAAAAAUGCAUAUCUGGAUCCUAAAAAUAAUCCUUCUGAUUGCAUCAUCUCUGAGGCUGGUCGAGAUGUAUGACAAUUAUGGGGAGAUCUGUCGAAAUCUGUGCACAUGCGAGGAGAAGGAAGGGAUCCUGACGGUGAGCUGCGAGAACCGGGGGAUCAUCAGACUGACAGAGAUCAGCCCAGUCCAUUUCUCCAUGUAUCACCUCCUCCUGACAGGGAACCUACUGAAGAAGCUGUCGGUCAAUGAUUUCAUCAAUUACACCGGGGUGACCAUCCUGCACUUGGGGAACAAUGAUAUCUCGGAGAUAGAGUCGGGUGCCUUCAACGGACUCCAGGGAUUAAAAAGGUUGCACCUGAAUAACAACAAGAUUGAAGUUCUGAGGGAUGACACCUUUGCAGGACUUGAGAGUUUGGAAUACCUACAGAUUGAUUAUAACUACAUCACUAAUAUAGAGCCCAAUGCCUUGAGCAAACUACACCAACUAACAGUGAUGAUUUUGAAUGACAACCUACUCUCUGCCAUGCCUCCGAAUAUCUUCCGGAAUGUUCCCCUUACGCACUUGGACCUGAGGGGGAACCGGUUAAAGAUGUUCCCCUACAUCGGCCUCCUGGAGCACAUGGACAAAGUUGUGGAAUUACAACUGGAGGAGAAUCCGUGGAAUUGCUCCUGUGAGCUCAUUGCUCUGAAGGCUUGGCUGGAGAGUAUAGCUUAUACAGCUCUGGUGGGAGAAGUGGUGUGCGAGACACCAUUCAGGCUCCAUGGUAGGGACCUGGAUGAGGUGUCCAAGCAGGAACUCUGCCCAAGAAGACCCCCAGAUGAUACGGUCAGGCCUGCACCCCCUAGCAGCACCAAUGGAUAUUACCAGACCACACCUGCUGCUGUCACAGCCUCUGCCACCUCCUCGGCUGUUUUUAGGUCCUCUUCUAGGCCUACCAAGGGCACGCGGCAAUUUAACAGAACUAGGAUAAAGCCCACCUCCCGAAUACCAGGCGGUAACCCUUACAACUAUGGCCCCAUUAUUGCUUUUCAGACCAAAUCUCCCGUGCCUUUGGACUGCCCCACUGCCUGCACGUGUAAUCUGCAGAUAUCUGAAAUUGGGCUAAACGUCAACUGCCAAGAGAGAAAGAUUGAAAGCAUUUCUGAUCUAAAACCCAAGCCAUACAAUCCUAAAAAAAUGUAUCUCACUGGAAAUUACAUCCCUGUGGUACGGAGAUCAGAUUUUGUUGAUGCCACUGGAUUGGAUUUGCUUCACCUAGGAAACAACAGGAUAACGCUGAUCCACGACCGGGCUUUUGGGGAUUUAACCAACCUGCGUAGGCUGUAUUUAAAUGGUAAUCUCAUGGACAGGCUUACAGGAGAAAUGUUUUUUGGUUUGCAGAACUUGCAGUAUCUUUAUUUAGAGUACAACAAAAUCAAGGAGGUUGAUGCGGGCACUUUCCGCUACCUCCCUAAUCUCCAGCUGCUUUUCCUCAACAAUAACCUCCUGAAAACCUUACCGGUGGGCAUCUUUUCCAGCCUGUCCCUGUCUAGGCUUAAUCUGCGUAACAACUAUUUCCAGAACCUGCCUGUGAGUGGUGUUUUAGAUCAGCUGAAGCUGCUGUUGCAGAUAGAUCUGUUUGAAAACCCCUGGGACUGCUCCUGUGACAUAGUGGGGAUGAAGAUAUGGCUGGAGCAGCUCAGCGCAGGCACUGUGGUUAACGAGGUCGUGUGUGAGACACCCAAACGCCACACAGGGAUGGACGUGCGCUUGAUCCAGUCGGAGCAGCUCUGCCCAGACUACUCUGACGCUUACGUCUCUCCAACUCCCCCUACAGAUGAGCCCAUGGACGACCGGGUCGUCACCACAGCCGCUCCACAGAAGUUCAACACCCCCAGCAGCACUGUCCCCCUCUCUGUCCUCAUCCUCAGCCUCCUGCUCGUUUUCAUCAUGUCUGUCUUUGUGGCCGCAGGGCUGUUUGUUGUAGUGAUGAAAAAGCGCAAAAAGUCACAGAGUGACCGCACUAGCACCAACAAUUCAGACGUCAGCUCUUUUAACUUGCAGUACAGCCUCUACAGCAACCGCUCUGGCCCUAAAGUUAAGGCCCCAGCCGGUCACGUCUAUGAGUAUAUUCCCCAUCCCAUGGGCCAUAUGUGCAAAAACCCCAUUUACAGGUCGCGGGAAGGAAACACAGUGGAGGAUUACCGUGACCUGCAUGAGCUCAAGGUCACAUACAGGAGUACCCCGGAUGAGGAGAGGGAUAGCAGUACGAUGAGGAGCCCUACGUACAGUGUUAGCACCAUCGAGCCCCGUGAAAACCCCUCCCCGGUCCAGGAUGCUGACCAUUUCUUCAGAGGCAUCCUUGAGCCUGAUAAGCAGUCCCCCCAUCAGUCCAUCCCAUCCAUCCCAGCAGGUGCCAAUUUAGAAUACAAGUACACAGGGCCUGUGUCGUACACAUACAACCCAAAUUUUGAUGUCAGACGUCAGUUCUUGCACCCGGAGAGGAUAAGAGAAACAGUGCUCUAUGGCACAGCACCCAGUACUGUUUAUGUUGAGCCCAACAGAAAUGAGUACUUGGAGCUAAAAGCUAAACUGCAGUCUGAGCCUGAUUACCUCGAAGUUCUUGAGAAACAGACCACCUUUAGCCAGUUCUGAGCAACAGAAUCAUUAAUGUAAUGAAGCAUUUUCUCUCUUGACCCUCCUUGAAACAGUGGCUCUGUUUAUAGGGUGCCUUGGCACGAUACAAACAAGCAAAAGCAAAGGAGUUGAAACGGGGUGUGCCGAACAAUCUUAUUCUUAUUUCUGAAACAUGACAUUACAGGAAUGGAUACAGCUUUCUGAAACAUGGAUGAACAAAAUUGCUCUACUUAACUGAUGAUGCAAAAUCUAUUUUUCUAUGCUGAAGAUCGAAUAACACACAAAAUGUAAGUGUACAGGUAAAACUUACCCAACUUCAUUUUCAGGAAUAUAACCAUACAUAAGGUAUAUUGUGAAUCAGAAAAGAAAUGUUUAUAAAAAUCACUCCCGGACAAAAACACUGUACAGCAGAUCAUCAAAACUGUGUAGGACUAUUUUCUGCUGUAGUCUGUAAGUAAGUAUUUAUUGAUAUAAUCUGCCAUGUCUUUUCAAAACUUUUGAUUCUACAUCAAUAUUACCUGUGUCAUCAUACUCCAUGAUCCUCUAGAAAGGCUUAUGUUUGUAGUUUCAUUUACUGUAGCUCUGCAUUGUAAAAGUGGCUUUUUUUGAAAGUGGCACACCCCCAAUGUUCAAAAAAGACUGCGUCAUUUGAAGAAGAUGAAAAAAAAAAAAGUGUCUUUGUAUGCUUUCUGCACUUUUUGGAAUUGGAAGGCGAGUUAGCCUUCAAUGAGCUCUCAUAAAGGAGAUUAUUAUAUUAAAAAUGAAUAUGGGUAUUCAUUCUUAAUAUGUAGAAUUGAUAUGUUAUCAAAAACAAAAUUCAUAAAUGAUAUUUGAAGUAUUAAUUAUGUUGUGUAAUACUGAUAUUUUAAUCAAUGUAACACCUAUUUUUAUACAAGCAUUCGCAGAUUCUCUAUCCCUUAUCAAUUUCAUUUGUUUUGAUUGCUUUGCACUUAUUGCACUAUAUUGACCAAACUAUGUUAUUGUCAUCAAAUAAACAUGAUGUCAGGUUCAUAUAAUGUGCUUAUGAGGAAACUAAGGCUGUUGGUGAUGAUGUGAAGGAGGCAGUUUUGGUUUGGUCCAAAAUCUGAGUUUCACAUUCAGACAGCGAAUGAAAUCAUCCAUCAAAACAGUGCAGAGAAGAGUGUUUUUCAAGGGUGAAAAGUUAUUUUAUUUUGUUAUCAAGCGACAACACAAUGGCUGCUAACAAUUGAACAUGUUGUGGAACAGAUCAAGAUACAGUAAAUAUGCUUCACUCAGACGGGCAACUAGCGUCUCACUGAGAAUUAGAAUCAAUGGGUUUGAAUCAAUGAGCAUUAUCUGAGGAUGUCCCUUUGCAAUUAUGCCAUGACAACAGCAUUCAUGUUGCUGCCUGGCAAGUAAUAAGUUGGUCAUUUGUAUAAACAUGAGUGGAGUUGACUUGAAAUGAAAUGCUAUUCUAGCAUUCUGACAAAGCCAAUUGGUGCAAACCUUGACACUGAUUAAGACGUACAGCUGCUGGAUUAAGAGCGUGUUGUCACAACCAUUUUUAAUUCUUCUUCUUUUCUUUUAAUUGGUUUGUUUCAUGUGUGAUCAUCUCUUAGAUAUAUUUCUUUGUUUUAAAAAUAGAUAUUAAGAAAAUAUGUUGGAAAAAAAAAGCUACUUGGUUCUUGAAUCUUUUAAGCGCUUGUUUGGGGUUUUUUCUUUAACUUGCUCUUCAUUUGACCCACUUAAAAUCCAAUAUGCAAAGUAGGCCUAUAAAAAUGCAAAGGAUGCACGGUGCCACCAUUUUCAGUGUGCAGUGAGCAUCACCGUUUAGGAAUUCAAUGUUCUUUCACGGAGACAGGCAGGGAUCUCUCGGGAGAGGAGGCACAAAACUCCAUGUCAGACACCUUAAUCUAUCCCCUUAUUGUUUAUUAUAAAUUACCCAUUACCGUGACUUCGCCUUUGUCAGCAAAGAUCUGCUGUAAAACUGCAUUUUAUUAAUUUUCACUUCAUUUUAGCGAACUGCGAGCCGACCUUUUCUCAAUGACAAAAAAAAAAGUGGAAAAUGAAAAUCAUCCUGCUCAGGGUCCUUUUUUUGUUGGAUCCUUUCAUAGAUGCCCAGAAUGAGAACAGAAGGCACCAUUUGGGAGAUGAGGAGUUCUGGAACCGAGUGUAGCUGUGGAUGUGUCAUACAUGUAGCAGGGGAUGUGAAUCAUAGCCAAGAAGUGUGUGCAGUCGCCUAGCAUUGGUGGCCUAUGGGACCGAACAGUGUUGACAGUUUCUGACAUGGAUUUUUUAUUUAUUUUUCUCAUGCCAACAUGGAAAAAUCCUUUAUGGAGGGGGAAAGCAUUUGAAAUCAACCUGUUCAGUGGAAUGACACAAUGUAUAAAAUGUGGCCCAGCUGGUGGUCUGUUGUUUGAUUUAAUUUCCUAGAAUAUUAUAUUUUUCAGCAUGAUUUGACUAAGUUCACAGAACUCCAGAGGAAAAAAAAAAAAACCUGCUUGAGCACAAUUACAUAA
Seriola aureovittata is the source of this 6067-nucleotide messenger RNA. RefSeq names its product SLIT and NTRK-like protein 5 (gene slitrk5). Gene Ontology annotation, biological process: axonogenesis; positive regulation of synapse assembly; regulation of presynapse assembly. Bases 978 to 3605 code for a protein of 875 amino acids. Gene Ontology annotation, cellular component: membrane. The record is from RefSeq and is a predicted model, not a curated record. The transcript has 3 exons. Gene Ontology annotation, molecular function: protein binding. NCBI's taxonomy places the organism in Eukaryota, Metazoa, Chordata, Actinopteri, Carangiformes, Carangidae.